CGCGAGCCUCCCUCGCCCCCUCCGCGAAGCCGGGGCCGUGGACUGAGACGCGCGGGACAGCGGCGGCGGAGGCGGCCAAGAGAAGAUGCGGGGCUCGGGGCCCCCGGGUGCGGGACGCCGGAGGCCCCCGGGCGACGGCGACAUCCCCAGCACCCCUGCAUCUCUGGCCGGCUGCUACUCCGCACCUCGCAGGGCCCCCCUCUGGACUUGCCUCCUCCUGUGCGCCGCGCUCCGGACCCUCCUGGCCAGCCCCAGCAACGAAGUGAAUUUAUUGGAUUCACGUACUGUCAUGGGGGACUUGGGAUGGAUUGCUUUUCCAAAAAAUGGGUGGGAAGAGAUUGGCGAAGUUGAUGAAAAUUAUGCCCCUAUCCACACAUACCAAGUAUGCAAAGUUAUGGAACAGAAUCAGAAUAACUGGCUUUUGACCAGUUGGAUUUCCAACGAAGGUGCUUCCAGAAUCUUUAUAGAACUCAAGUUUACUCUGCGGGACUGCAACAGUCUUCCUGGAGGACUGGGAACCUGUAAAGAAACGUUUAACAUGUAUUACUUCGAAUCAGAUGAUGAGAACGGGAGAAACAUCAAGGAAAACCAGUACAUCAAAAUUGAUACUAUUGCGGCCGAUGAAAGCUUUACAGAGCUUGAUCUUGGUGACCGGGUUAUGAAACUGAAUACAGAGGUCAGAGAUGUAGGACCGCUAACCAAAAAGGGAUUUUAUCUUGCGUUUCAAGAUGUGGGUGCUUGCAUUGCUCUGGUGUCUGUGCGUGUGUACUAUAAAAAAUGCCCUUCGGUGGUAAGACACUUGGCUGUGUUCCCCGACACAAUCACUGGAGCUGAUUCUUCGCAAUUGCUUGAAGUGUCGGGCUCCUGUGUCAACCACUCUGUGACAGACGAACCACCCAAAAUGCACUGCAGUGCUGAAGGGGAGUGGCUGGUGCCCAUCGGGAAAUGCAUGUGCAAGGCAGGAUAUGAAGAGAAAAAUGGCACCUGUCAAGUGUGCAGACCUGGGUUCUUCAAAGCCUCACCUCACAGCCAGAGCUGCAGCAAAUGUCCACCUCACAGUUAUACCCAUGAGGAAGCUUCAACCUCUUGUGUCUGUGAAAAGGAUUAUUUCAGGAGGGAGUCUGAUCCACCCACAAUGGCAUGCACAAGACCCCCCUCACCUCCUCGGAAUGCCAUCUCAAAUGUUAAUGAAACUAGUGUCUUUCUGGAAUGGAUUCCUCCUGCUGACACUGGUGGAAGGAAAGAUGUAUCAUAUUAUAUUGCAUGCAAGAAGUGCAACUCCCAUGCAGGUGUGUGUGACGAGUGUGGAGGUCAUGUCAGGUACCUCCCCCGGCAAAUCGGCCUGAAAAACACCUCUGUCAUGAUGGUGGAUCUGCUCGCUCACACAAACUAUACCUUUGAGAUUGAGGCAGUGAAUGGAGUGUCCGACUUGAGUCCAGGAGCCCGGCAGUAUGUGUCUGUAAAUGUAACCACAAAUCAAGCAGCUCCCUCUCCAGUCACCAAUGUGAAAAAGGGGAAGAUUGCAAAAAACAGCAUCUCUUUGUCUUGGCAAGAGCCAGAUCGUCCAAAUGGAAUCAUCCUAGAGUACGAAAUCAAGUAUUUUGAAAAGGACCAAGAAACCAGCUAUACAAUUAUCAAAUCUAAAGAGACAACUGUGACUGCAGAGGGCUUAAAACCAGCUUCAGUAUAUGUCUUCCAAAUUCGAGCACGCACAGCAGCAGGCUACGGUGUCUUCAGUCGAAGAUUUGAGUUUGAAACCAUCCCAGUGUCAGUUGCAGCGUCCAGCGAUCAAAGCCAGAUUCCUAUAAUUGCUGUGUCCGUGACAGUGGGAGUCAUUUUGUUGGCAGUGGUUAUCGGCUUCCUCCUCAGUGGAAGUUGCUGCGAGUGUGGCUGUGGAAGGGCUUCUUCCCUGUGCGCUGUUGCCCAUCCAAGCCUAAUAUGGCGGUGUGGUUACAGCAAAGCAAAACAAGAUCCGGAAGAGGAAAAGAUGCAUUUUCAUAAUGGGCACAUUAAGCUGCCAGGAGUAAGAACUUAUAUUGAUCCACACACCUAUGAGGAUCCCAAUCAAGCUGUCCAUGAAUUCGCCAAGGAGAUAGAAGCUUCAUGUAUCACCAUUCAAAGAGUUAUUGGAGCAGGUGAAUUUGGUGAAGUUUGUAGUGGACGUUUGAAACUUCCAGGAAAAAGAGAAUUAUCUGUGGCAAUCAAAACCCUGAAAGUAGGCUACACAGAAAAGCAACGCCGAGAUUUCCUGGGUGAAGCAAGUAUCAUGGGGCAGUUUGAUCAUCCUAACAUCAUUCACUUAGAAGGUGUUGUGACCAAAAGCAAACCAGUGAUGAUAGUGACAGAGUACAUGGAAAACGGAUCCUUAGAUACAUUUUUAAAGAAAAACGACGGGCAGUUCACUGUGAUUCAGCUUGUUGGCAUGCUGAGAGGCAUCGCGGCAGGAAUGAAGUACCUUUCUGACAUGGGCUACGUGCAUAGAGACCUUGCUGCCAGAAACAUCUUAAUCAACAGUAACCUUGUGUGCAAAGUGUCUGACUUUGGACUUUCCAGGGUGUUAGAAGAUGAUCCUGAGGCAGCCUACACCACGAGGGGAGGCAAAAUUCCAAUCAGAUGGACUGCCCCAGAAGCUAUAGCUUUCCGAAAGUUUACCUCUGCCAGUGAUGUCUGGAGCUAUGGCAUCGUGAUGUGGGAGGUUGUGUCUUACGGGGAAAGACCCUACUGGGAGAUGACCAAUCAAGAUGUGAUUAAAGCAGUAGAGGAAGGCUACCGUCUGCCAAGCCCCAUGGACUGUCCUGCUGCUCUCUAUCAGUUAAUGCUGGAUUGCUGGCAGAAGGACCGAAAUAGCAGGCCCAAGUUUGAUGAGAUCGUCAACAUGUUGGAUAAGCUGAUACGUAACCCAAGUAGCUUGAAGACGCUGGUUAAUGCAUCAUGCAGGGUAUCUAAUUUAUUGGCAGAACAUAGCCCACUGGGAUCUGGGGCCUACAGAUCAGUAGGUGAAUGGCUAGAAGCAAUCAAAAUGGGCCGGUAUACAGAGAUUUUCAUGGAAAAUGGAUACAGUUCAAUGGACGCUGUGGCUCAGGUGACCUUGGAGGAUUUGAGACGGCUUGGAGUGACUCUUGUUGGUCACCAGAAGAAGAUCAUGAACAGCCUUCAAGAAAUGAAGGUGCAGCUGGUGAAUGGGAUGGUGCCAUUGUAA
This is a messenger RNA of Enhydra lutris kenyoni (northern sea otter), 3199 nucleotides long. Its product is annotated as EPH receptor A5. NCBI's taxonomy places the organism in Eukaryota, Metazoa, Chordata, Mammalia, Carnivora, Mustelidae. Bases 86 to 3199 code for a protein of 1037 amino acids. The transcript is spliced from 18 exons. Gene Ontology annotation, cellular component: plasma membrane; neuron projection. Gene Ontology annotation, molecular function: protein binding; ATP binding; transmembrane-ephrin receptor activity. The record is from RefSeq and is a predicted model, not a curated record. Gene Ontology annotation, biological process: protein phosphorylation; cell surface receptor protein tyrosine kinase signaling pathway; axon guidance.